AUGACAGUUGAGUAUAAAAAAUUGAUAUAUCUUGUAUCAGCUCAUAGCUCUGGUUACAUGUUUAAAAUGGCUUCGAAGCGAGACUUGGUUAUGGAUCAAAAUCUGGUGCUAGUAGUGAAAGAAAUCACGCGAUCAGGCAAUUGUGAGACGCGCGAGGCGGUGCGACGGCGACCUCGUUUAGAAGGGAGUCGCUUGCAGUUAUGUAAAGUGCGAGGCGCAAGAGGAUGCAGGGCGAAUGUCGCGCGCCGGGCGCGGUGCACCGAGACGAGAGGCGCGGGGCCAGGGGCGCGGAGGUCGCCCGCCUCCCGCCUCGCCCUCCACGCGGCUGGCCCGCGGCACUCGCUGCCUCCUCAGUCUUCAUUGUGGGUCAGUCGUCGAGUGGAGCUUGUCGACGUCGGUCGGCACUCGAUCUGCUUAAGCGCGAGUCGCUGCGUGUACGGUCCGGUGCGUAUGGGAUUCGCGGGUGCGUUUGCGGCAGUUUUUAACGCCGAGCCGACGGCUGUGCUUGAAAUAGCGUGUGUUAUCAUCGUGACCUCGGCCGCGACGAGACGAGAUAGCGCGAGGUCGCCGGCACCUGCGCGCCGCCUCACACGUGCGCGACCAUUGCAGCCAACAAUUAGCGGUGCCCGCCACUGA
Pieris macdunnoughi is the source of this 636-nucleotide messenger RNA. NCBI's taxonomy places the organism in Eukaryota, Metazoa, Arthropoda, Insecta, Lepidoptera, Pieridae. The record is from the annotation of a GenBank genome assembly.